CUUGGUGCUCUUUCUUUUGUACCUUCAGCAUCCGAAAAAUCUAAAACGGUCUGCUUGAAAUUGCUCUGCCAGCUCCUUGAAGAAGACUAUAGAUUGAUCCGCUUGUCUGAAAGGGCAAUCCCCAAUGUUCUUGCAGGAAUUGGCUAUGCCUUAUCUUCUUCUGUGAACAUUUAUUUUGUUAAACUUCUCUGUUGUUUAAUGGAAUUGUGGGAUAAAAGUGAUGGUCCUUCUGCUAGUGUGUCUAAUGGGCUCAUGGUACUGCAUCUAAUGGAAUGGAGUUUUUCAAAUUUUAUCAAUUCCCACUCUGCAGACAAGAUUGAUCUUUUCAGUAGAGAGGUAUUGAAGAAUACACGACCAGCAUUCUCUUUGUUUGCUGUAGUCAUGGCUGCUGCUGGAGUAUUAAGAGUCAUCAAUAGAUCUGAACAGAAAGCAUUAAUGGAGUUAAAGACUUCUGCAGAGGGACGUAUCGAGAUUAUUGCUCAUGGUUUAGUUUCUAGUGCCAGAGAUGCUGAUUAUGCUACCGUGGAGCCAAGAAACUCCUUUUUGUUACAGUGUCUAUCAUUAGCUUUAUCUAAAAUUGGUCCAUUUUCUUACCAAGCUCAUGUGUUUCUAUGCCUCACUACAGCAUUGCUGACUGAAAUCUUCCCCUUGCCACGUAUUUAUGUCAAAAUCCAAGAAUCACCUUCUGGAAACUUGGUGGGAUUAGUUCUCAAUGAGGUCCAGCAACAUCUAGACAGCAUUAUUUUUAAGGAAGCAGGAGCCAUAACUGGUGUUUUUUGCAAUCAGUAUGUCUUGGCAGAUGAAGAAAACCGAAGUAUAGUAGAGGAUAUCAUAUGGAAUUACUGUCGGGAUGUCUAUAUGUGGCAUCGGCAGGUUGCUUUGAUGCUUCGAGAUAGGGAGGAAGCACUAUUAGGGAAUCUGGAAAAAAUUGCUGAAUCUGCUUUCUUCAUGGUUGUGUUCUUUGCCUUGGCAGUAACAAAGCACAAGUUAGGUUUAGGUGCUCCCCAAGAAAUUCAAAUGAGACUUUCAGUGAGGAUAUUGGUUGCAUUUUCUUGUAUGGAAUAUUUUCGCAGAAUGCGUUUGCCAGAGUAUAUGGAUACGAUUAGAGCAGUUGUUACUAGGGUUCAGGAGAAUGAAUCUGCCUGUGUCUCAUUCGUGGAGUCUCUUCCAUCUUAUGAUGAUUUGACAAACCAAGCUGUACCUACUAGCUUUCAGAAAAUGGAAUAUCUUUGGACUACUGAUGAAGUGCAGACUGCUCGGAUAUUAUUUUAUCUGCGAGUAAUCCCAACUUGCGUAGAAUGUAUACCAGCCUCUGUAUUCCGCAAGGUGCUGGCUCCAACCAUGUUCCUAUACAUGGGGCAUCCAACUGGGAAAGUGGCUAAAGCCUCACACUCAGUGUUUGUCGCUUUCAUGUCCUCUGGGAAGGAUGCUGACCUAGAUGAAAGAGUUACUUUAAAGGAGCAACUUGUAUUCUAUUAUGUCAAGAGAUCUUUAGAGGGAUAUCCUGGGUUUACUCCUUUUGAGGGACUCGCUUCUGGAGUUGUUGCACUGGUUAGACAUUUGCCUGCUGGAAGCCCGUCUAUAUUCUAUUGCAUCUCCUGUCUCAUUGAAAAAGCUGAUAGCCUUUGUAGUUCAGUCAAUACUACUCCAAAAAAUGACUUGUGGAAGAGUUGGGAUGGAGAGUUGGAGCCUUUCAAGCAGAUGUUGGAUUUGCUUUUACGUCUCCUUUCUCUUGUUGAUAUACAGGUUCUGCCUAGUUUAAUGAAGUUACUGGCGCAGUUGGUCGUUCGUUUACCUUCCAAUGGCCAGGAUAUGAUUCUCAACGAGUUAUAUCAACAUGUUGCAGAAUCGGAUGAUGUUAUACGGAAACCGACAUUGGUUUCAUGGUUGCAGUCACUUUCUUAUCUUUGUUAUCAAAAUACUAGCAAGAAAACACCAAAAGGGGUUGGACAAGUAAUACAUGAUUCCAUGUCAGGGGCUACGGAUUCAUUAACCAUGAAUAAAAUCAGUGCACGUCUAUAAAGAGUUGAGAGCAAAUUCAGCAUUCAACACCAAGGGAUGAGUUAUGAGUGCUGCCACCAGAUCAGUUUCUGUGGACCCAUAAACCUGUGUAAAAUGCGUUGGCUUCUGCCCAUGGCUGCAUCCCUUGAAGAUUUACCCUUUGUUCAUGAAGACUUGUGUGCGCUUUGAGAUGGUAUCGACACAAACUUGACCAACAGAUUCAGUUCAGCAAGAGGAAGUAUGCUGCAGGGUGAAGUGGCAGUUGCUCGUUUAUACCAACUUCUGGCUGCACUUGAUCAGGCUCUCAUUAUCUCGCCUACUACUUGUUUUACUUGGUAUCUCGCUAUGUCAUUGCUCAUUCCGCAGUGGAUGGUGGCCUCACUUCCUCCAACAAAUUAAUGCUGGAAUAGAUUGAAAAUGUUUUAACAUAGACAUCAUACGACUUAUAGACUAUACUGUUUUCUGUUUGAUUAUUCUGAAUUAGGAAUAUUAGUUUGUUAGCAGAAAUUGUUGGCAAACAUUAUGAAGCGGUUCUUCCCUCAGCUCACUCUUGUAGUAGGGGACUGGAGACUUUCAGAGGUGUAGGCUUAAUUGGCUUUCACUGGGUGUAUAUAUCCCUAAGCUCUUGAAUAAAUGCCCCAAUACCGAAUUCAAUGUGUUUUGACUCAUUUUA
Molecule: messenger RNA, 2674 nt
Organism: Nicotiana tabacum (common tobacco)
Lineage: Eukaryota; Viridiplantae; Streptophyta; Magnoliopsida; Solanales; Solanaceae
Source: RefSeq, a predicted model, not a curated record